This is a messenger RNA of Cheilinus undulatus (humphead wrasse), 1117 nucleotides long. RefSeq names its product ATP synthase F1 subunit gamma (gene atp5f1c). The record is from RefSeq and is a predicted model, not a curated record. The transcript has 9 exons. The coding region runs from base 20 to 937 and encodes 305 amino acids. Gene Ontology annotation, biological process: proton motive force-driven ATP synthesis. Gene Ontology annotation, molecular function: proton-transporting ATP synthase activity, rotational mechanism. NCBI's taxonomy places the organism in Eukaryota, Metazoa, Chordata, Actinopteri, Labriformes, Labridae.
UCUUGCUCUAAAUUCGCGCAUGCUCAGUCCGGUCUGUCUGACCUUCAUAGUCACCAUGUUGGCUCGGAGCAGCGCGCUGGUUUUCUCUCCACAAUGGGUCCAGGUCAGGAACAUGGCUACCCUGAAGGACAUCACCAUCCGGUUGAAGUCCAUCAAAAACAUCCAGAAAAUCACCAAAUCCAUGAAGAUGGUGGCCGCUGCGAAGUACGCUCGUGCUGAGAGACAGCUGAAGCCGGCCAGGGUCUACGGCAACGGCGCUCUGUCUCUGUACGAGAAGGCCGACAUCAAAGCACCUGAGGACAAAGGCGCCAAACACCUGAUCAUCGGCGUCACCUCUGACCGUGGUCUCUGUGGUGCCAUCCACUCCGGUGUCGCCAAGACCAUCAAGAGCGAGAUCGCUAACCUGACCGGGGCGGGGAAAGAGGUCAUGGUGGUCAACGUUGGAGACAAGCUGAGAGGGCUGCUGCAUCGAACUCACGGGAAACACAUCAUGCUGAACUGUAAGGAGGUGGGCCGUAAACCUCCCAGCUUCAACGACGCUUCCAUCAUUGCCGCCGAGCUGCUGAACUCUGGAUACGAGUUUGAUCAGGGAUCGGUCAUCUUCAACAGAUUCAGGUCUGUGAUCUCCUACAAGACGGACCAGAAGCCGCUGUACUCCAUAGACACGGUGGCUAACGCAGAGAGCAUGGGAGUCUACGAUGACAUUGAUGCAGAUGUCCUGAGGAACUACCAGGAGUUCGCUCUGGUCAACAUCAUCUACCUGGCCCUGAGGGAGUCUUCCACCAGUGAGCAGAGCGCCAGGAUGACCGCCAUGGACAGCGCCAGCAAGAACGCCUCUGAGAUGAUUGACAAGCUGACCCUGACCUUCAACCGUACCAGACAGGCCGUCAUCACCAAGGAGCUCAUUGAGAUCAUCUCUGGAGCCGCUGCUCUAUAAACAGGUGAACUCAUCUCUUCAUCGCCUCCAGCUCUUCACACCUUCAGAGCCGUGCUGUUGAGAUCCAUGAACAUUUGUGUUUCUGUUUGUAAAAUAUAUAUACGGAGAUAAUAAAGCUCUUAUUGAUCCUCGUCCUCUACUUCCUGAAUCUCCCGACAAUAAAUGCUUUAAAAAGUCAAA